AACACGCAUGCGCAGCUAUUGCGUGACGGUUCCCAUUUGAAAUUAAACCGGGAGCUAACGGAGGAGCUAACGGGGGGACAUCAGCUUGUGUUGAGAGAGCUUCAUCAAACCCGGCCAGGCUUUUAUCCAGGAUGAGUGAUCUGGAGGAGAUCAGCGGACAUGUCCAUGACAGGAUUUCAUCGUUAAGACACCUGUUGGACCUGUCCCUCGUCGCUCUUCCUCAGAAUAAGAUGAAGAAGCUGGGACAGGAGCUGUUUGCUCUGCAGACACUUCUGGAGGAGUUUGACAAAUGUGUCGACAAUCAGAGAGAGCGACUCAACGACCUGAAGGAGCUGGAGGAGUCGUUCCAGAAGGAUCUGGAGGACGUCAGUCACAUGAAGGACAACGUACCUGCUCACAUGCCGAAGAGAGAAGCCGCGACACAAGGAGGUGAGUCUGUGAUGAAGCAGAGUGAGACGCUGCAGCAGGAACACGUGAAGAAGAGCAGCAGGAGCUUCAUCAGAGAGAUGGACUUCAUCACUGUCUCAGAGUUUGACAGCAUCCCUCAGUACAUGAGAGGACGUGUGUCGUACGAGCAGUUGAAUGCUGCAGUGCAGAGCAUCAACACUUCUGUUACAGCAAAGUACAAAAUCCUCCAUCAGUCUGUGAAGAGUCUCAACAAUCAUUCCCGUAAACUGCAGCAGCGCUUCAAGGAGCAGGAGAGCAAAGACACUAGAGGUCACUUCUUCGUGGUGGAGGACGACUUCAGAGAGUUCACUCAGAUGAAGAUGGACAAACGGUUUCAGGGGAUUCUGAGCAUGUUGAGACACUGUCAGCGCCUGAAGGAGCUCCGAGGUGGGGGUCUGACCAGAUACCUGCUGCUGUGAUGGGGGGCGGGGGGGUCUGACCUGAUACCUGCUGGUCCGAUGAGGACACACUCAGGGGUCUGAUGGAGCUCAGCUCUAAACAUGUGAAAUGAGUUUCCUCCCUGAAUGAAGAUUUGCCUCAUUAGAAGGACAACACAGAGACGGCAACAACACUCAAAUCAUCGUCAUGGUAACGGUUCAAGAGCCACUUGUUGAUUUAACCCCUGGUUAUAUUAAUAAUAGUCAUGUCAGUCAUAUUUACAGAGCUUUUAUUUUGAAGGCAUUUAUCCCUUUGAGUGUGUGUUUUAUGAAUCAGACGGCGUCUUGUUGACUCAUUUGCAAGUUUAGAAAGUGUCGAAGCUGCACAAUCUUUUAGUGAAUCAGACCCUGAGACAGAACCAGCAGAGCAUCAGGAGCAGGAAACCAUCAGAAUGAGAAUAUAUUUGUUUAAGUCAUUUCAAUUAACGAGGAUCAUGUGAGCUUCAAAAUAAAACGUGUGCUGAUUACAGCUUACUCACUCAGAGUAAAUUCCUCCCCUGUUCUUCAUUAACAUGAAUGUUAUUUUAAAUGCAAAUGUCAGGUUUCUGUCCCCGCCCAUCAUCACACUGACCCCGCCCAUCAUCACACUGACCCCUUCCAUUGUCACACUGACCCCGCCCAUCAUCACACUGACCCCGCCCAUCAUCACACUGUCCCCUCCCAUCAUCACAUUGACCCUGCCCAUCAUCACGGUCCCAGGGUCUGUCACCUUCACCUGUGUCAGAGCCCCUAAGCACUCUGCCCGUCCACUGGCUCAGAUUGAUCUCUAUACACAUAUAUAUAUGUGUAUAUGUAUGUAUGUAUCUUUAAAUCCUUGUAUGCUGAGAAAAGUAAAUGACUUAAUUGGAUGUGAGAAAUGCUCUAAUCUGUUUCAAAAUAAAAGGACGGAGUGAUUUCUCCGUCUGGAUUGAA
Messenger RNA from Labrus mixtus (cuckoo wrasse), 1796 nucleotides. Its product is annotated as spindle and kinetochore-associated protein 1-like. The transcript is spliced from 7 exons. Gene Ontology annotation, biological process: regulation of microtubule polymerization or depolymerization; chromosome segregation; mitotic cell cycle. Gene Ontology annotation, molecular function: microtubule binding. NCBI's taxonomy places the organism in Eukaryota, Metazoa, Chordata, Actinopteri, Labriformes, Labridae. Bases 132 to 866 code for a protein of 244 amino acids. The record is from RefSeq and is a predicted model, not a curated record. Gene Ontology annotation, cellular component: outer kinetochore; mitotic spindle; spindle microtubule.